CGCACGUCGGCCUUGGCCCAAUACAACUACCAGCCAAGGCUGUGUCCGAGCCUGAUGAGCCCGACUCGCUCAUCGCCGACCUCGAGUACCAACUAGGAGACAUGAGGACCAACUUCCUCGAGGUCAAGUUGUCAUACCGCCACUCGGGACUUCCUCAGACACGACUGGAGACGACGGCAGUUGGGUCCGUCAAGAGGCACAACCCGGCGUCGGUGUGGUCGCCAUCUCAACCGGUCGUUUCCAACGAUUUGCUUUCCGUCAUUGAGUCAUACUGGGGUGCGAGGAGAGCUUUCGAUGUUACACGGUACAUGGCAGAGGGUCGAGGGGCAUCAUCAGCAACUGGCAGGCAGUCGGCUGUGAGAAAGUGGAACAUUGGGAAUUGGUGGUGGUGAACAGUGGAUAUCGAUACAGACACUUAUGGUUUCUUAAACGGUAGGGAAUAGCCAGGAACGAUAUCAUGGCGAUUGUCAGCAAGAAAACGUGCUCACGGAACAAGUGUUAUAUAUUGAGUGAACUCGACCAACUUUCCUGAUUCCAGAGUCUUGUCUUCUAAGAUUCAACAUUGUCUACGA
This is a messenger RNA of Truncatella angustata, 572 nucleotides long. RefSeq lists its product as uncharacterized. NCBI's taxonomy places the organism in Eukaryota, Fungi, Ascomycota, Sordariomycetes, Amphisphaeriales, Sporocadaceae. The coding region runs from base 102 to 392 and encodes 96 amino acids. The transcript has a single exon. The record is from RefSeq and is a predicted model, not a curated record.